UUUGUUUUCUAAUUGUGUUGUGACUUGUUUUGUAUUUGAGUAUUUGUCAUUUGUUUAGGAUUAUUGUAUUUUGUGUGGAUAAUUUAUGAAGCUUUUCAAAUGGAGUCAUAUUAAAUAAUUUGGAUGAAAUCGGCUGUGUAGUCUACAGCAUGGCUAAUAACGCGCUGGUAGGAAAUCAGCAGCAACAGCAGGCCGGGUCAGUCACUAAGCCUGCAUCUUCUGGGAAGCAAGGCAAUGUAUUGCCUUUGUGGGGUAAUGAGAAAACUAUGAACUUGAAUCCGAUGAUUCUUACCAAUAUCCUGUCAUCUCCAUAUUUCAAGGUGCAGCUGUACGAGCUGAAGACUUACCAUGAAGUUGUGGAUGAGAUCUACUUUAAGGUUUCACACAUUGAACCCUGGGAAAAAGGAAGUAGAAAAACCGCAGGGCAGACUGGGAUGUGCGGAGGGGUGCGUGGUGUUGGAACUGGCGGCAUUGUAUCUACAGCUUUUUGCCUUCUGUAUAAAUUGUUCACUUUAAAACUGACUAGAAAGCAAGUGAUGGGACUUAUAACACACACAGAUUCUCCAUAUAUACGAGCUCUUGGAUUCAUGUAUAUUAGGUACACACAGCCUCCUACAGACUUAUGGGACUGGUUUGAACCCUACCUUGAUGAUGAGGAGGAAAUGGAUGUGAAAGCAGGAGGCGGCUGUGUAAUGACCAUUGGGGAGAUGCUUCGAUCUUUUCUUACCAAGCUUGAAUGGUUUUCUACAUUAUUUCCAAGAAUUCCUGUACCAGUACAGAAAAACAUUGAUACACUGCUUAAGAGUCGACCAAGAAGUGUAGCAAAAAAGGAUGGGCCUGAAGAAACAGACCGCCAUACAGAACGUAGACGUUCAAGGUCUCCAAGAAAGCCUGAAAGUCCUAGGAGAUCGCCAGUAAGGUCUAGAAGCAGAAGUCGUCAGCGGGAUUUGUAUUUGUCUUCAAGUUUUGACCGAGAGCUAGAAAGAGAAAGAGAGCGACAAAGGAUGGAGCGUGAAGUUAAAGACAGAAGUGAGAGAGACAAAGUUCAGUCGCAUAGUAGUGAUCGUGGAGCAGACCGUAGAAGAAGCAGAGAAAGACACAGAAGUCGCAGUAGAAGCAGAGACAGAAAAGGUGAUAGACGGGAAAGAGAGAAAGAGAGAGAGAAAGAAAAUGAUAAAAGCAAAAAGAGGGAAAGAGACUUGAAAGAAAAACUGAGCGAGCGUGACAGAGAAAGCGAGCGAUCUAGAGAGAAAAGAACCAAGGAAGAUGAGCGGAAACACAGGGAUGAAAGAGAAAAAGCUGAGAAGAAGAGAGAGGACAGAAAGGAUGCCAGGAAAGAUAAAAAACAUAGUAGAAGCCGAAGCAGAGAAAGGAAGCAUAGAAGUAGAAGUCACAGUAGGAAUCCAGGUAAGCGUAGCAGAAGCAGAAGUAAAGAAAAAUCUGAUAAGCAUAAAAGUGAAAAGGAUAAAACAAACAAACGAAGCCGAAGUGGUAGUAGAGGAAGAACAGAUGAAAAAGCUAAAAAAAGGGAGCACAGACGAAGCAGAGAACGAUCCCACAGACGUGACCAUAGUGAGAUUAAGGAUCAUAUAAGUAAGAAUAGUAACCGAAGUCAGAGCUUGGAACAAGAUAGCAGUGCUGAUGAGAGACUGAAACGAAGCAGAGAUGAGACUUUUUGAGUAUUUUCGUAAUGUGGAUCACAUUGAAUCCUAAUUAAUAUUUAAGUUUUGCUUGUAUAAACCAAAUUGUUAUGCUGUAGUUAGCAUAAUCCCUUCAAAUUCCAUGUAGGCUGCAGAUUUAAUUUCCUUUUAUGUAGGGAAGUGCCUUUGUAAUCCCAUCCUUCACUGAGAGUUGUAGCUAAGGCUUUUUAUUACUUCAUGAUGUAGAAUUUUUUUGUAUUGUUUGAAAUGUACAGUCUGUACAUAUGUUACAGAAGUGUUUUAAUUCUAAUGUUAUGAUCACCUUCUUGGUUGAAUUUGUACAAGGCAAUAAAAUGCCAUGAAUUC
Molecule: messenger RNA, 2006 nt
Organism: Protopterus annectens (West African lungfish)
Lineage: Eukaryota; Metazoa; Chordata; Ceratodontiformes; Protopteridae
Gene: PRPF38B
Product: pre-mRNA processing factor 38B
Exons: 6
Coding region: 150-1679 (509 amino acids)
Cellular component (GO): precatalytic spliceosome
Source: RefSeq, a predicted model, not a curated record